UGAAAAUAUCCAGGCGCCUUCUUUAGUUGCCUGACACAAGCGGUAUUUCAAACAAACAAGAUGGCCUGUACGAAAACUAAACGUAGAGCUCGUACUCGCACUCAGCGGUUCACUUCGAAUGUCUUUUCUAUGUUUAAUGAAGCUCAAAUUAGCGAGUUCAAGGUAAGCUUAUAACUUUCUUAGGAACAAUAUUCAAUGUCAUAAUGUAUUUUCCAGUCGUUGGAAAAUUAUUCAUUUUGUUGGUAAAAGUCAUGCACUGGCUUAUUUCAUAAACCUCUAUUAUGUCAACAGAUAACUGUUACACUCUUUUGACUGGCACUGAGUUCAAUAACUUUGUUUGAAACUGGGUUUAAUUUUGAAAACAUACAGACAUGCGGCUUUCAUCACUUUCGCAUCUGAAAGCCGGCGAUUAAAAAUUAUGCUGUUCACUCAUGAAUCUCCACAAUAAUCUCUUCCUCUCUCCUUGUUAGCAGGAUGUAGAAGCAUUCCUUAUGAUUGAUUCAACUAAAGAUGGUGUUAUUGAUAAGCAUGACUUAGAAGAUAUUUUCAUCUCUUUGGGAAAAUCACCAAACGAUGAGUAUUUAAACGAUAUGCUUUCACAAGCACCCGGUCAAAUAAAUUUCACAAUGUUUUUAACAUUAUUUGGUGAGAAAAUGAUGGGGUGUGAUCCGGAAGAAACGAUUUUAAAUGCCUUCGCUUGUUUUGAUCCUGAGGGGACAGGUGUAAUAAAUGAGAAACGUUUACGUGAAUUAAUGACUACAAUGGGGGAUAGAUGGUCUAAUGAGAAAGUUGAUGAAUUAUUCCAUGGUGCACCGAUUCAAGAUGGAAAUUUCGAUUAUAAAGAAUUUACACGAAUGAUUAUGCAUGGACAAGAAGAAGAAGAAGGUCAAACAAACCAAACAUAAUUUUAUUAUGAACUGAUCCUUUAUAUAGCUGACAGCAAAUUGAAUUUUAUAUUCAUCACACUUUCUAACUUUUCAAAAUAUAUACACACGCAUACAUUCAUUUUUGCUAAUCUGUUGUAUUUCUUUUUUUACAUUCCAUUUCUACUCUACUCAUUGCUUGCUACUAUUUGUGCCUUAACGAAAAAACACCAAGAAAUAUGUCUUUAAAUGCAUAAAAGCUUUUCUUUUAAAUGAAUUACAUAGCCUUAAGUUAUUUUACAGAUGACCUUUUAAUGUGAACGCAAGCUUUUUGGUCGCCUUCAAUAAGUCAAAGUUUUUAUGUUAUCCUUCAAUUUUGAAUUUGGUUUUCGUGUCAUAUUUCAGGAUAGAUACGAAAAGCAUUGAUAGUCAGUAAAUUCCUCAUUCAUCAAGUCAAGUCAUUUUCGAUAUAUUAGCCCAGAAUUGAGUUUUGUGAAAGUUUAACUCGUCUCUGGAGAGGAAUACCAGUUAGUUAAUACGAUUGCGCCUUCUUGCACACUAGUUUUCUCAACAUUUAAUGUUGACUGGAGCGGAAUACUAAUAGAAGGGUUUUGAUUAAUAUGUAUUUUAGAUGUGAUUAAAAUUAGUAGGAUUUCGAAUUACUGAUCUGCACACCUACAGGUCUGAUGCUGAUGUUAGAG
Messenger RNA from Schistosoma spindalis, 1564 nucleotides. The record is from the annotation of a GenBank genome assembly. Lineage: Eukaryota; Metazoa; Platyhelminthes; Trematoda; Strigeidida; Schistosomatidae.